AUGUCUGCACCGCUCAUCACACCACCUGUGCCGUCCACGCCUACUGCACCACCGCACGCCAUUCCGCUCAAAUCACACCUGCCUGCACCUCCCCUUGUCACCAUCCAGGGCGCGGACGCGGCCAGCGGUUCAGCCGGCGACCUCUCACCCACCAUCAUCGACAUGGACAUCUUCAGCCAACUCCUCGAGAUGGACGACGAGGACGAUCGGGAGUUCUCCAAAUCCAUCGUCUGGAACUACUUCGAUCAGGCGGUCACGACGUUUAAAGAGAUGGAUGCCGCCUUGUCCACCAAAAACCUCACCGAACUCUCGACGCUGGGUCACUUUUUGAAGGGUUCCAGCGCGGCGGUGGGCGUGAUCAAAGUGAGGGACCACUGCGAGCACAUGCAGCACUACGGCAAGUGUCACGGCGAGGACGGCGUCAGCAAGUUGACUGAAGAGGAGGCGCUCGAGAAACUCACUGUUACGUUGACAGACGUCAAGGUUCAGUACAAGGAGGCGGCCAAGGCGUUGAAGGCGUUCUAUGAUGAGGAGGAUGAGGGCGAGGAUGAGGAGGAGGCGACACCAGCAGAGACCGAGGCGAAAGCGGAUCCUCCCACGACGGAGAAGGCGGAGGCGUCCGCCUAG
This is a messenger RNA of Kalmanozyma brasiliensis GHG001, 627 nucleotides long. RefSeq names its product Signal transduction histidine kinase, phosphotransfer (Hpt) domain protein. The coding region runs from base 1 to 627 and encodes 208 amino acids. NCBI's taxonomy places the organism in Eukaryota, Fungi, Basidiomycota, Ustilaginomycetes, Ustilaginales. The transcript has a single exon. Gene Ontology annotation, biological process: phosphorylation; phosphorelay signal transduction system. Gene Ontology annotation, cellular component: nucleus; cytoplasm. The record is from RefSeq and is a predicted model, not a curated record. Gene Ontology annotation, molecular function: protein histidine kinase binding; histidine phosphotransfer kinase activity.